Hydractinia symbiolongicarpus is the source of this 6694-nucleotide messenger RNA. RefSeq lists its product as uncharacterized. Lineage: Eukaryota; Metazoa; Cnidaria; Hydrozoa; Anthoathecata; Hydractiniidae. The transcript has 2 exons. The coding region runs from base 4860 to 6152 and encodes 430 amino acids. The record is from RefSeq and is a predicted model, not a curated record.
UUUCGUUAACUCCAACUUUUCAAAUGAAAAAAUGCAAAACGAAAUUAUUUUAUUUAUUAUUUUAUUUAUCUUUCAAUUUUUAGUUUUCUAUGCUGCAUGUUAAGUAUAUAAGCUUAUAACAUUGUAGAUUUCACAACCCAAUAAUCGGAGAUUACAAACCGAAGAAGAGACUAAAGUCAGUGGUUUAUUUCCACAUUUUUAGGGUGAAGAGGUAUGGAUUUAAUAAAUAAUGAUUUAAACACAUGUUAAAUAUCAUUUUUUUUAUAUAAAAAUGUGUGAAAUGAGUUGUAAUAUCAGUACGGUUUCAUUAGAGGUUUUAACAUAGUGGUUACUGUUUUGUUUUGUUAUGCAAUUCAAUAUUCCAACAUCCUCUGUUUACAUGUAGGAGAAAGAAGUAGCUGACGUGGUUUCUGAAACUAUAAAUCAUGUAUUGAAGGAUGUAUGUGGCACGGAAAAUCCAACGGUUAUUUAGUAGACAUGAUUCAUAUACCUGGUGGAGACUAUAAGUACAUCCUUUAUUCCAUUGAUCAUUGGCCGAGAUUUAAUUUUCUUGCUGCCCUGGAGUAAAAGAAAGGCGCUCCAAUCACUGUUGAGUUGGAAAAACUAUUUUCAUUGUUCGGACCACCAAAGAUCUUCCAUUUCGAUAACAGUUCAGAAUUCAAAAUCUUAUCAAAGCUUGGCCAGGGAAGAUUCAGGUGGUUCAUGGUCGUCCUCGCCAUCUCGUGGACGUCCUCGCCAUCCACAGAGUCAAGGCAUCAUUGAACAGGCUCAUAUCAAUGUGAAACAUAAAAUAUCGGUCAUGAUAGCUGAGGGUGAAUAUUGUUCUGAAAUAUCAACAUGCACAAGGUCGUCGCGUACAGAGUCAAGUAAUGCUUUAAUAGAUUUUUGCAGCAUACCGACUUCUACCACCAAACUGUCACUGCAUCAAAUUAGAUGUUAUCUGUCGCAGAUUUCAUCAGGAUUUUAUGAUAAAACAUCAAGUUGUCUUGAUGUUUCAGAUAAAAUCCUUAUAGGACAAAUGUCGAGGUUAUCUGAAGUUAUCAUUCAGAUUAGUACACAAAGUCUGGAAGAAGAUUUCUUCAGAAAAACAUGAUAUUUCGCGACAACAGAUUUCUUCUAGAAACCUGACAUUUUCAACGCAGAUUACUUGUGCAACAUGAUGUUUUGACGUCAGAUUUCGUGGAUAUAUGACGUUUUUAAAGCAGAUUAAUUGCGUAACAGGAUGUUUUGAUCUCAGAUUUCGUGGACAUAUGCUGUUUUGAAGGCAGAUUAUUUCGUAACGUAAUGUUUUCAUCCCAGAUUUCGUGGAAAUAUGCUGUUUUGAAAGCAGAUUAUUUGCGUAAAAUGAUAUUUUCAUCUCAGAAUAUAUGCAAACAUGCGGUUUUUACGACAGAUAAUUCGAGUAAACAUUGCCUAAGACGACGACAGGUAAAAUGCGGCGAUUCUUAAAAUCGGGUUUCUUAUUUCUUAGGAUAAAAAAUGGGAAGACAAAAUAAGGCGUCAAAAUUUGUCAAGAAAUCUAUGUUUCAGUCAAAUAAAUUUUACUCAAAUAAUAAAUGCAUUUAAAUUAGUUAUAUACAUUAAAAAAUGGUAGCACACCAAGUUAGUUUAAAAAAUAAAUAAAUAAAAUGUCUGUUUUCUUAAAUAUAUACAUGAAAAAUGACAGUCUAUUUGCAGAAAAUGUUUGAAAUGGCCUAAUUAUUAACUUUUUAAAGCAUAAAAAUAAAAUGAUAAGCCAAUGAAACUUUAAGAAGUCGAUAAGUUCUACGUCAGGGCAUAAAAAGUGUGAGAAUAAACUUAUUAGCACAAAUUUGGAAAAUCGAAUUGCAGACAAACUCCCAAAAAUGGCAAUUUGCAAUAAUAAUAAGUUUUCCAAAAUAAAAGAAUAUUCACACCUAAUUAGUUCUGCACUUUUUUAUCUGCCCACUCUUUUCUAUCUUCAGUUCCGCACUUUUUUCUACCCCUAAGUAUCCUUAAAUAUACAUAUAAAAAUAUUAGUUACUAAAAAUGGUAAAAAUACCCUCUUAGUUUAAAAAAAUCCACCCUUAAAAAAUGUUUUAAAAAUAUAGUUAUAUUAAAAACCCUGCAACUCCAAGUUUAUUUCUUGGAAACAAACAUAUCAUAACCAAAUGGCAAGUUUGCAGGUGCAGCUCUUUUUGAUGGGGAACCAUUAACCCUUUUUACCAUUUGUUCCUUCGAUCGUUUGGAACUGCUUUUCUCAUAGGUGACAUCAAUAAUAUCUACAAGUUUUUGAAAUUUUUUCGUCCUCCAUUCUGGCUUGCGUCUUUUAAAAUAACGUUCCCCAUUGUCAUCAUGAACCUCCUCCUCUGAUGACAUUGUGUCUGGAAUUAGUACCUUUCUUAGGUUGUCUUUUUCUUUUUCCGCAAAAACCUUCUCAUCCACUUUCGCCAGUCCUUUCAGUCUUCUACAAGCUUUCUAAAUUUAAACAAAGUAAUUAUGCUCUUUUACAACGUUUUUAUAUAAGAUGCAAUUCAUACACAACUUAUGGGAAAGGUCUACAACUUACAUGAAUACGACGUUGCUUUUGAGCGUUAUCCGUGUUGUUGCCAACAUUAUGUUUUUUUCUCCUUUCCUGAGUCCUUUUGCUUUCAAAGUAAGUUUUGAUGCCACCUACAAAACGAAUUAAAAAUAAAUGACAGAGGUUUUAUUUAAUUCAGAUAUAACUUGAACUUACGAAAGUUUUGCUCCCAUAAUACGGGCUACAUUUAACAGUUGUUGUGUGUGGGAGCGCAAACGCAAAACAGAAUAUAAAUAACCGACGUGAAACACAAGAUUAAUUAUGGGUAAAUGGCAUUUUUUGCCGACGUUAAAUAAAUUGAAUUAGAAAGGCUGUUACAGAAAACAAAGAAUUCAGCAAAGUCAAAGCACUGAAACAGAUUAUAUUUACUCACUAUUUAUAAUUUUGUCUUUAUCUUUAAGAUUUGGGUGCAAACCGGAUACAAAAUUUUUUAUGUAAAGAGUUGUGUCUUUAUUUGCAUCUUGAAAUGGGCUAAAAUAUACAAUUUAUUGAAAUAAUUUGGGAGAUGAAGCCAAAUCUCCUGUAUUUUAUAAAACCCUUGCAAACAGUGUACCUUGUGCCAUUCUCCACAUUCCAUUCACGGAUAUUCUGCUUGUGCCCUUCUUUAUAGGCAAGUUUGAUGUGAUACUGAAAUAAAAUAAACUGGCACAGUUUACCUCUCUUGUAUAAAAUACAACUUUUAAUAUUAAAGGUACAAGGUCAGGGAGGUUCUGAUAUUUCUUUCCUGUAAAAAAGGCACUUUAGCAAAUCUUAACCAUGUUCUGCAUAAGGCGUCGAACAAAAAAAUGUUCGGUUAGUGUCCCCGACUGACCCAACUUAAAAUUAAAAAAAAUAGUAGUUUUUAAAGAAAAAGAGUAUUUUUUAAAAAAAGUGCAACAUUUCUAUCGACUGAGUAACUUUUUCUUCUUGAGCGGACACUAACCGAACCUUUUUUUGUGUGCCGCCUAACUUAAUUAUUGCCUUUAGAAAAAAAACAACAUCAAAUGUGGUUGGUUAUUUUCAAAAUAUUUUACCAAGAAAAAAUAUAGGAAAUAUAGCAAAAAAAUUAUUCUUGUAGAAUUAGGAAAUAGAAAAAACAAUUUUAUUCUUGUAGAACUCGAUAUCAAGAUACCAUAAUUACGGGAUGAGUAUUUUAAGCCUUUUUUCACAGUUAACGGAUAUAUAUCCCUAAUCCACUGAAGAAGAAAACUUAUUCUAUCUUACCCUGACAUCAUUUGGAACAUCAAUUUCUUUCCGCUCUUUCGAUUCUCGUGUUUUCUCUAAAUUAUCCAGCCUUUUCAGUAUCUCCUUAUUUUGCUGACACAGACUUGCCAAAAUGGUCUUUAUAUCUAAAUUACCAAGAGAGCAUAGUAUGUGACAGUACGACAGGGCUAUGAAGCUACGAAAUCCGGAAGCGACAAAGCCAAAUUAAAUGUGUAUUUUUAUGCAGGGGAAAAAUUGUAAGUCAUUUCCUUUAAUGACACCUCCCUUUCAUAAUACACAAGUAUUAAUACAAAAUCCUACCGCUAGGAGUUGAUCUUUCAUCUUCUGAACUCCUUGGGGUACUGGCAAUAGUUUUUUCGGUUGUUAAGGAGCUAUUCAUCAGAGGCGUUGAUGUUGUCGAUGAAUUCAACGAGUUGUCACAUGUAGUGGUAGUGUCGUCGUCAGUGCUUCGUGCGCUAGUUUGAAUGCUAUCAGAACUUAUGGCAGUAAGUGAAGAACGAUAAAAAAGUUUUUUCUGGGCAGUUUUUGCUAAACACUUCUCACUUUCACUAUCAGAUGAAGAAUCUAAAGCACUUUUAUUCCUGUUGAAUGAAGCCAUGAUGUUGAAUAAUGUGAUAAGCACGCUCUUCUUGUCUUCUUUCACCAAAAAUAUAUUAUGUGCUGUUUCUCUUUGUUCUAUAGCAAAUUUGGCGCCAGACAAAUCUCUGUGUUUCGAUUGGCAGGCUAAUUCGCCAGCCAAUCAAAAUUUUCUGGGCCUUCUCCCCGCGUAGGAACCUGUAUGUUAAACAGGGGGGUAGUUAAGAUUUUCUCUAACUUCUUUCUUCCUCAAUAUAAAGAAACAACAUAAUUAAAAUAAAAGAACAAUUUAAUUUUGAACAAUUCCUUUCGCGUAUCCAUAUUAAUAUAAUAUAUAUAUCGGAAAGCAGCACCCUUCCCUAAAAAUGUCUCUCCGUUCUGAAAAAAAACACGCCCUAACUAAUUCCACAAAGGAAUCUCUUCUCUGUCUUCUCUGCGCCCUGCAUAUUUUUUUAGCAUGUAGUCUGAAAAUAAAAUGGUAGCUAAACAAGUAGGAAAAAGUGAUGUGAUAUGAUAAAUUUAUGUUCAAGCUUAUCUCGUCAUGUCUUCCAACUAUGUUAAAUGUCAUAAGUGUGCCCAAUCAUUUAAUAUACGGUAUUUUAAUCGCCAUAUUUGUAACGGUAAUCAUCCUGUUGCAGCUGAUGAUAAUCAACAAAAUACUGACAACAAUGAUGAUGAUCAUAGUAGUCAGGAACCCGAAGAAGUUGAAUGCACCAACGAAACAAGCUGUAUCGAAGAUAAAACCGAGGAGAACAAUGAAGAUGAAAUUGUCGAUGAAGAUUUAUUUCAGGAAUUAUUUCGAGAGGCUAGCUUUUUGGAUGGGGAUGAAACUACUUGUGAAGAGACAUCAAAAUUAUCCAUCCUCAUCACGUGGUGCUGUUUGUUUCUUGCUUAUUGGCAAUAUACAUUUAAUAUAACCGAUAAUGCUCUUGAAGCAUUGAUUAAAUUUUUUUUAGUUUUCUUUAAAGUUUAUGGAGAGGUGGUAUCAGGAUCGAAAGAAGAAGUUAACUCAGCUUCAUCAUUUCCACCCUCGUUGUAUAUGCUUCACAAGUUUCUGUCAAUGAAAAAGUCUUAUUACAAAAAGUAUGUUGUAUGUCGUAAAUGCUAUUCUCUUUAUGACCCAGAUAAGUGUGUUUCCUAUUAUCGUGGAGAGAAAAUAUCAGCUACAUGUGCAUAUGUAAAAUUUUCGAAUCAUCGAUUGAAACAUUAUAGAAAAAAAUGUGGUGAAAAACUCAUGCGAGUCAUAAAAUCACCAUCAGGGGUAACAAUUUUAGUGCCUUUUAAAUCAUAUUGUUACAGAUCAAUUCAGAAGUCCUUAGAAGUAUUAACAAACAGGGAAGGAUUUGAAACUGAUUGCGAAAAAUGGAGAAAUUUGAAAUCUUAUCCAGAUACAUACAGUGACAUUUUUGAUGGUGAAAUAUGGAAAAAAUUUUCACGCACAGGAGAAUGGUAUUUUUCAGAACCUAGGCACUAUGCAGUAAUGUUAAAUAUAGAUUGGUUUCAGCCGUUCAAACAUUUGUCCAGUUAUUCUAUUGGUGGUAUAUAUCUCGUUGUUUUAAAUCUUCCACGUGUUGAGCGAUUUAAAAGAGAGAACGUUAUUCUUGUUGGAAUUAUCCCAAAUAUGCAGAAAGAACCUCCAACUAACACCUUUAUAGCACCUUUAAUAAGUGAAUUAAAUACUGCAUGGCAUCAAGGAUUCACUAUUGUCUCUGCGUUAUCAGGAAAAUUAGAAGUAUUUCGAUUAGCAUUACUGUGUGUUGGAUGUGAUACACCCGCAUGUAGAAAGUUAUGUGGUUAUCUAGGUGAGUUUUUAGUUUUUUCUAUGUUUCUAUAAGUAUAACUUUUCUCAACAUGCUGUUAAAGUAUUAUGUAUUGUGUUCACCUGUGUCAAUAAAUGAUUUAUGGAUGAAACAAACGUAAGGGAAGAAACUUUGACGGGAAGAAAAUUUAGUGAAAGUAAAUUUGGCAGAAUUUUAUUUGGCGGAUGAAAACAAACAUGAAAGUUGAUUUUUUCUUUUUAAAUCGUUGCUUUUUUCUUUUUAAACCAUAAACUUAGUUGAAAAGAAAGUCACUCGUCGUCAAAUACUAAAAUAAAAAACUUACCAAUCAGACUUUUUUUAAAUUGACGGAGAGCAAAAAAUUAUUAAUUUUGGCGUUUUGAGAAGAACAUUUAGUGAAAGUAAAUUUGGCAGAAUUUUAUUUGGCGGAUGAAAACAAACAUGAAAGUUGAUUUUUUCUUUUUAAAUCGUUGCUUUUUUCUUUUUAAACCAUAAACUUAGUUGAAAAGAAAGUCACUCGUCGUCAAAUACUAAAAUAAAAAACUUACCAAUCAGACUUUUUUAAAAUUGACGGAGAGCAAAAAAUUAUUAAUUUUGG